UCGAGGUCCUCGGCAUCAGGCAUCACCACCACAAAGAUGGCAUUUUCUCUCCGUGUGUUGUUCCUCCUUUGCGGGAUCAGUGGAGCGUUGACCGCAGCUCUGCCUGUGUCCAAAAAGGAAGUUUGCUGUCCUGAUGGCUGGACUCAGAAGGAUGAACACUGUUACAUCUACAAAGAAGAGAAAAGGACUUUUGCAGAUGCAGAGAGGAUCUGUAACCUGAUUGGUGGGAAUCUGGCCUCAAUCCGCACCCCUGUAGAAAAUGCGGUCGUUUAUCAACUGGUUGUGAAAGGUGGUGGGGAUGAAGCCUGGAUUGGACUCCAUGAUGCCGUUAAGUCUCAAAACUACCUUUGGACUGAUGGCACCCCCUUUGUCUUCGCCAACUUUGCCUCUGGGGGAUCUGGCAGUGAUGAAUGUGUGGUGAUUGAAACCACUGGAAAUGAUGGGCUAUGGAAAGGAGAGCCAUGCACUGAUGACGAGCCAUACGUUUGCAUCAGAGAGGCGUUCUGUCAUCGCUAAUCAUAACUUUUAUCAUCAUAUCUUCUAUAACUGUCUUUUACUCAUCACAAUGACUGUAAUGAGACAGUGGUAAACUUUAGUGGUGUCCUUGUAUUUCUGGGUAUUUUCUUAUUCUACACUGUUCAGUUGUUGAACGUUCGUUAA
Molecule: messenger RNA, 660 nt
Organism: Entelurus aequoreus (snake pipefish)
Lineage: Eukaryota; Metazoa; Chordata; Actinopteri; Syngnathiformes; Syngnathidae
Product: lithostathine-1-alpha-like
Exons: 7
Coding region: 37-516 (159 amino acids)
Molecular function (GO): signaling receptor activity
Source: RefSeq, a predicted model, not a curated record